Molecule: messenger RNA, 1218 nt
Organism: Gastrolobium bilobum
Lineage: Eukaryota; Viridiplantae; Streptophyta; Magnoliopsida; Fabales; Fabaceae
Exons: 2
Coding region: 1-1218 (405 amino acids)
Molecular function (GO): zinc ion binding
Source: RefSeq, a predicted model, not a curated record
AUGGAUCUGCCUACAACGGAUGUGGACCUUGGGCCUAAGAAGAUUGAAGAUAAGAAGGAGGGAGGUCCCUUGUUCCAUUGUGAUCUUUGUGAAACAGAACUUAUUCACAAGCUGGCUCAAAUGCUACUGCCAGGACUAGCCUCUGCUUGUGUUGAUAACACAACAGGAGAUCCCUUCAAGACUCCUGGUUCAGUGGCUGUUGAUUUGAGAAAAGAAAUGAUAGAUUGUCUUACCCAAAGAAGUGAAUCAUUUGUUGCUGAAUCUGUUAUCUUAGAAGGUGAUCCUGAUGGUAAAGUAUCAGAUCACCCUUUUGAUAUUAUUUCUUAUUUUGUUGAUGACUUUGUAAGUUCCAAGAGGAAUUUGUUAAGUCAGGUUUCGGGAUGGCUGCUAAGUGAGAAGAGAGAAGACAAAAUAGAUGAUUUUGUUCAAGAGAUGGAAAUGAAAAGUUUUUGGUCAUUGGAUAGAAGAGAAAAAGUUGCAGCAACUUUGCUUAGGAAUGUUGACUUUAAGAACUCAUUUCAUUGCAGCAUGAAUUUUAGUUCUGCUGAAGAUCUAGCAAACCAUGUUGGUGAUUGCAUCUUCAGACCUGUGAUCUGCCAAAAUGAGGGAUGCAAUUCCAGAUUUAGUGCUGGUCAUUUGAAGGAUCAUGAUUCACAUUGUCCUUUCCAGAUAAUUCCAUGUGAACAAAAGUGCUUAGAUAGCAUUAUGAGACGUGAGAUGGAUAGGCACUGCAUAACUGUUUGUCCAAUGAAGCUUGUAAAUUGUCCUUUCUAUGCAGCGGGUUGUAGAUCUGCUAUUGCACAAUGUAUGAUUGAGAAACAUUGUUCAGAUGAUCUUCGUUCUCACUUACUGCACAUGCUUAAAGGCAUCCACAAGGAAGCAUCUGGUGAAGAUCUUAAGCGACGAGUAGAGCAAAUUUUACAGGCAUCAUCAAGCAGCGGGUUAGCAGAGGCUCGGGAUGUCAGAUCUUUAAAAAUUAUUGUCAAGGAUCUUGAAGCUAAGCUAGGGCCUUUGGAAGUGAGUACCAAAGAGAAAACUAGUGCAAAAACAGAUGCCAAGAAUGAAGAUAAUAGCAACAAACCAGAAGGCAAUGAGCAGAGAACACAAUCUUUAGAUUCAUCGGAUAAAGCUGAAGUGAGUGCCAUCUUGAAUCAGAAUAGUGCAGAGAAUGCUGUCAUUAAUGUAGAUAGUACUGAACAUAAGGAAAAUGGAAAGUAA